AUGGAAUCUCUGAAUAGGAACAUGGCGACCGUAGUUAUUAAGCUUGACUUAGCUAGUUCAGACGGGAAAUGUGAUACACAUGUACUCAUCCACACAAUUUUUAAUAUUCAUUUCGUAUAUAAACUGACCGAGUUCUCCUUUUACGGACAUUCCCAAAGGUUGUUGUGUUUAAAAGAAUUUGUAGUGCCGAAGAGUGUAGCUUUGUAA
Molecule: messenger RNA, 207 nt
Organism: Parnassius apollo (apollo)
Lineage: Eukaryota; Metazoa; Arthropoda; Insecta; Lepidoptera; Papilionidae
Source: the annotation of a GenBank genome assembly